Molecule: messenger RNA, 3783 nt
Organism: Polyodon spathula (Mississippi paddlefish)
Lineage: Eukaryota; Metazoa; Chordata; Actinopteri; Acipenseriformes; Polyodontidae
Product: lethal(3)malignant brain tumor-like protein 3
Exons: 19
Coding region: 1-2109 (702 amino acids)
Biological process (GO): regulation of DNA-templated transcription
Cellular component (GO): nucleus
Molecular function (GO): zinc ion binding; protein binding
Source: RefSeq, a predicted model, not a curated record
AUGACCAGGCGCUGCGAUUUAGAAGUUGUAUUCACCUCUGCUUCCAGUAGAGGGCUGCGUCAGAGCAUGCGCAUGCUUGAUAUUCCUGUUUGGUCCUGCUGUCAGAAGAUUGAGGGGCUAGCUGGCUGCUUGUGGGAGCACCAGAAGAAAGAAGAAACAAAGCUGAAGAAUAAAAUGUCCAGUCCUCAUGUCAAUGGAAAAAAGAAAGCUUGGUGCUGGGACCGGUAUCUAGAGGAACAGAAGGCAAUUGCAGCACCUGUCAAACUGUUUACAGAGCACCAGACAUUUCCAGCAAAUAAAAAUGGCUUUAAAGUAGGCAUGAGAUUAGAAGGCAUUGAUCCACUUCACCCAUCUAUGCUGUGUGUGCUGUCUGUUGCAGAGGUUUUGGGGUAUCGCAUUAGGCUUCACUUUGAUGGCUUUUCAGAGUGCUAUGAUUUUUGGGCUAAUGCUGAUUCACCUGAUAUUCAUCCUGUGGGAUGGUGUACAGUAACAGGGCACAAACUUCAGCCACCGAAAGCUUAUAAGGAAGAUGGAUUUGACUGGGAAAGUUACCUAACAGCUUGUAAUAUUCAAGCUGCACCAAAGAAUCUGUUUAAAAACCAAAAUACAACUGUGACUCCAUCAGGAUUUCAAGUUGGGAUGAAACUAGAAGCGGUUGACAGGAAGAACCCUUCUCUGGUCUGUGUUGCAUCCAUUGCAGAUAUUGUGGGUAAUCGCUUCCUGGUGCACUUCGAUAACUGGGAUGAUACAUACGAUUACUGGUGCAAUGCUAGUAGUCCACAUAUCCAUCCAGUAGGAUGGUGUCAGGAGAAUGGACGACCCCUUACUGCACCCCAGGGAUGCCCCAAUCCAGAAAGCUUCUCUUGGGAGGAAUAUUUAGAAGAAACAGGCUCUUCAGCAGUUGCAGGUCAUGCUUUUAAAGUGAGACCAGCUCAUGGUUUCCUGGUUAAUAUGAAGCUUGAGGUUGUGGAUAAACGCAACCCUGUGCUGAUACGUGUUGCCACCGUGGUGGAUGCUGAAGAUUACAGGAUAAAGGUACAUUUUGAUGGCUGGAGUCGCAAGUUUGAUUUCUGGAUCGAUUCAGACACACCUGAUAUUCACCCAGUAGGGUGGUGCAGAAGGACAGGACACCCUCUAGAAAUACCCCUCACUGACCUUAAGACCACAAGCAGCCAGGGAGUGUGUCCAACACCUGGAUGCAGAGGAGUUGGCCACAUCAAAGGGGCAAGACAUACUGGACACCAUAGUGCCUUCGGCUGCCCUUACUCAGAGAUUAACAUGAAAAAGGAAAUAAUACUUCCGGAUCGGCUCGGAGGAGAGAAACAAAUUACCUUCAUCCCUGUACAUUUGGCAGCAAAAACAAAGCGGCUCUACAGUACUGAUGCAGAUGAAAAGCCUGAGGAAUAUAAUAUGUAUUCUAGGAGCCCAGUGUCGGGGCACGAUGGACCGGGUCGUCUCAGAGGAAGGUGCACGGCACAACAGCGACUGUCUGGAUACCCACUGGCUGAGAAACAAGACCUCAGGGUCAAGACAGAAAACAACAGUGAUCAUCAAGCUCAGGGAAAGAAAGUAUUCACUCCAGCUGUUAAAAAAUCUAAGCUACAAAGCAGGCUUGCUCAGUCAGCGACGUGUCUAAAAAUCAAAGAAGAAGAAGAAGAAGAAAAAGAAGAAGAAAAAGAUGAAAUUGACUUGCACAGUCUGUUUAGAGACUACAGUGUUGACAAUAUGCAGCAGGCUCUUCACCAGUCUGUCUUCCUGUCAGCCAUGUCUGCUCAACCCAGUCGCGACCUCCCACUUUGCUGGGAGCAGCACUGCAAACUGCUGCCUGGAGUGGCAGGGGUACAAGCCAGCCGCGUUGCACACUGGACUGCCGAUGAGGUGGCUAGCUUUGUGCAUUCUCUCCCUGGAUGUGAGGAGCAAGCUAAGCAGUUCAAGGAAGAGCAGAUUGAUGGAAAAGCUUUCUUACUGCUCAGUCAAGUGGACAUCGUAAAGAUAAUGAGCGUCAAAUUGGGCCCGGCCCUGAAGAUCUACAAUUCCAUUCUGAUGUUCAAGAAUGCUGAAGACAUGAGCAAAGACACGGAAUCAGGGAAUAUUGAUCUGGAUACAUGAAGUAAAUCAACACUCAGCCACGCAAGCAGCCACACUAUAUUCUGUGCAUUCGGCUUUGAUGUGUUAGUACUUUUAAAGGGACCAAGGAUACAUGCGUUUUUGCAGUGGCUGGACAAGCUGUCAUCGGUAAAGGAUAAUCACAGAUUGUACUAUUUAUAUUUCUUGUGUAGUGUAGUUCACACUACUAAAGACACUGGGCACAGCCUCCUGUUGUUUGGCUUUAAUGCUACUGGGCUUUAAUGGCUUAAUAAACUGCACAGAACAUGCAUUAUUUAUAGACUGUAUUUGCUUAAGUGAUUUCCAUAAAGAACUGACAAUCAACAAGCCUAAAGCAUUAUAUUGCAGCACCAUACAGGUGUUAAUCAUAUAAAGAAACAACAAAAGAUAAAUACAUGUCGGUCAAAAGUUCAUUUAAAUGCAUUGUAGAUUAAUUUUUGCUAUUUUGUGAAAUGACUACAUCCGCGAUUUGUCUAGUUAAAGAUCCAUUGUAUUUGUUGUAAGCAAUUGUGAAUCUAUAUGUGUUUGUGACAAUGAAGGAAAAAAUAAUAUAUUCAGAAUUUAAUAGAGAAUGUAUUUUAUAGUAACUUAGUAUUACAUACAAGCAGCUAGAAGAGAAUAUUUAUUUUGAAUAGGUGCAAUGUGUAGUUGUUUAGCUAUGAAAAAAUUGCAUUUAUAUUGCCAUGAGUUAAUUAAAGCACUUCAGGCUUUCAAAGUGCAAUCAGUCUCACUCUCCUUUAACAAUUUGUUUUUUCCAAGGUGAGACAUUGUUUUUUUUUUUUACUUGCUUUUUCUAAGGUUUGCAAUUGUCUGAACUUCAGUUUAAUCCUGAUUGUCAUUGUACAUAAUUACGAAGUACUGCAAUUUACAAAAAAAUAAAUCAUCGCCAGUAUCUUUACAAAAUAGCUUACAUCUGAAAGAACUGUCAUCAUUGUUCCUUCGUGUACUAUCAUGCGGUUUUCAUUAACAGUGAUUUGUUUUCUACUAAGCAAAGGUGCUUUACUGUACAGGUAUUAUACAUGAUAAAACAAAUAAAGAUGUAGCUUUCUUAAAGACUUUGCAAUCCAAAUAAAUUUACAUCUCAGAUGGUGAAAUCUGUAAAACAACAAUGCUGUCAGUUUUAAAAAGUAACUUUUGUUUAAUAUUUUUGGACAAAUGUACGGAACACUACCUGUUAUUUUGAAAUACUGUAUUCCUUAAUGGGGGCUUAUUAAAACCAAGUCAAUUUAGUAAUAUGUAGAAAUAAUGUGCGGAUACUUAAUGUUAAAUCAAAUGCAGUUUGAAUAAUGUGGAAUGUAGGUUAACAAUACAGGACAUGUUAUAAACUAGAACAGAUAUAUAUUCAGUAGAUAAAAUAUAUUGUACAUAUUUGUAAACUACAGCAUUUUCAUUUUUAUAUUUUACACCUUUUACAUAACAUUUAAAUACACUUAAUAUAUGGAAUAGCUAGAAUAAACAGCAAAAAAACUGCAUUUAUCUACAAAGCCAAUAUUCAUUCACCUGAUGCUUUACACUUUAUUUUAAUAUCACUAGAACGAACUUGCAUACAGUAGUGUACACAGUUGGAUUUGCAUUUAGUCUUUGUUUAUUGUAACGAUGGCGUCUCAGAAAUCUUGAUAAAGAAGUAUUGUUGAUAUUUUUUGUAUCAUUAAUAGAAUAAAGAAAAAGCUUACAUGA